Aplosporella prunicola CBS 121167 is the source of this 2900-nucleotide messenger RNA. RefSeq lists its product as uncharacterized. The record is from RefSeq and is a predicted model, not a curated record. Bases 79 to 2616 code for a protein of 845 amino acids. Gene Ontology annotation, molecular function: clathrin-cargo adaptor activity. The transcript has 7 exons. Gene Ontology annotation, biological process: Golgi to vacuole transport; intracellular protein transport; receptor-mediated endocytosis. Lineage: Eukaryota; Fungi; Ascomycota; Dothideomycetes; Botryosphaeriales; Aplosporellaceae. Gene Ontology annotation, cellular component: membrane coat; Golgi apparatus; AP-1 adaptor complex.
CCCUGCCCUCUCGCCCAGACUUCGCCAUCCUCUGCCCUCGACCCCGCCGCGCCACCUGGGGUCCCCGAGACCGACGCUAUGAGCUCCCUCAAGCAGUUCAUCCGCAACGUGCGGGCCGCCAAAACCAUCGCGGAUGAGCGAGCCGUCGUCCAGAAGGAAAGCGCUGCAAUUCGUGCCAGCUUCAGGGAGGAGAGCCACAACCCCAAUACUCGCCGAAACAACGUCGCAAAGCUACUUUAUCUCUUUACCCUCGGAGAGCGUACGCAUUUCGGCCAGAUAGAAUGUCUCAAGCUCCUGGCUUCCCCGCGCUUCGCCGACAAGCGAUUAGGCUACCUGGGAACCAUGCUUCUGCUGGACGAGAACCAGGAAGUUUUGACUCUGGUCACCAAUUCUCUGAAGAAUGACUUAAACCAUCCCAACCAAUACAUUGUCGGCCUUGCGCUCUGCACGCUGGGCAACAUUGCCUCAGUCGAGAUGUCGCGAGACUUGUUCCCCGAGAUCGAAACGAUUCUCUCUAGCGCCAAUCCCUACAUCCGUCGCAAGGCCGCUCUUUGCGCCAUGAAGAUAUGCCGGAAGGUGCCCGAUCUGCAGGAACACUUCUUCGAAAAAGCCAAGUUGCUUCUCUCUGACAGAAACCACGGCGUCUUGCUCUGUGGUAUUACGUUGGUGACGAGCAUGUGCGAGGCGGACGAGGCGGAGGGCGAUGAGCUGGGCGUUACGGAAAUGUUCAGGCCGCUGACGCCUUCCUUGGUCAAAAUAUUGAAGAGUCUUGCUAGCUCCGGAUACGCGCCUGAGCAUGAUGUUACUGGCAUUACGGACCCCUUCUUGCAAGUCAAAAUUCUCGGACUGUUACGCGUUUUUGCUCGCGGUGAUCCCCAGACGAGCGAGCAAAUCAACGACAUCUUGGCCCAGGUCGCUACGAACACGGACUCGACCAAGAACGUUGGCAACUCCAUAUUGUACGAAGCUGUCCUUACGAUCCUCGAUAUUGAAGCCGAUUCGGGCUUGCGCGUCCUUGGUGUUAACAUCCUCGGAAAAUUCCUGUCAAACCGUGAUAACAACAUCAGAUACGUCGCGCUUAACACUUUGAUCAAGGUCGUGGCGGUAGAACCAAAUGCUGUGCAGCGGCAUCGCAACACCAUCCUGGAUUGUCUGCGGGACCCGGACAUCAGCAUCAGAAGAAGAGCGCUCGAUCUCAGCUUUACUCUGAUUAACGAGAGUAACGUCCGCGUACUUAUCCGGGAGUUGCUGUCUUUCUUGGAGGUUGCCGACAAUGAGUUCAAGCCUAUCAUGACAACCCAGAUUGGUAUUGCGGCGGAUCGCUUCGCACCUAACAAAAGAUGGCACAUCGACACUAUGCUCAGGGUGCUUAAGCUGGCUGGCAACUACGUAAAGGAACAGAUUCUCUCUUCGUUCGUCCGUCUUGUCGCAAACACUCCUGACCUGCAGACCUACUCGGUCCAAAAACUGUACGCCAGUCUCAAGGAUGACAUUACCCAAGAAGGCCUUACGCUGGCUGGUUCCUGGGCUAUUGGGGAAUACGGUGAUGCUCUUCUGCGUGGCGGACAAUAUGAAGAGGAGGAGCUGGUGAAGGAAGUUAAAGAAAGUGACAUUGUGGAUGUUUUCACGACGAUCCUCAACAGCAAUUACGCAGGUCUCAUCGUGACCGAGUACAUCAUAACGGCCGCGAUGAAAUUGACUACGAGACUUUCCGACCCCGCUCAGCUUGACCGCCUGCGGCGCUUGAUGCUCGCUCAUCAGACUCAUCUUGAUGUAGAGGUUCAACAACGCUCUCUGGAAUACGGAAAUCUCUUUGGCUACGACCAGAUCAGGAGAGGCGUUUUGGAAAAGAUGCCUCCACCAGAAAUCCGGGAGUCGCAGAGAGUGCUAGGAGAGGCAACGAGCAAGAAACGGAACUCCAAGAUCGCAGCCAAAAAGAAGCCCAGUCAAGUUACGGAGCAGGACAUGCUCUUGGACCUCAUGGGUGGCUCGGAUGUCCCAGGACCAGAUAUCAGCAGUACAGUCAACGCGGGCCAAAACAACGCCGAUCUACUCGCAGACAUCCUUGGUGGCGGUGCCUCGGUGUCUUCUCCCCCUCCUCAAACCACUUCUCCUCCACCUGCUGGACAGUCAAACGUCAGCUCCAUCAUGGAUCUCUUCAACACUCCCAGCACUACGCCCCAGCCGCAGGUUGCAAAGACCGCCGCAUCUGCAGAUCUCUUCAGUGGCAUGGCGACACCCCCACCAGUUGCUGCCACGCCGCCACCUAGUGGCGCUCCGGCACAUAUGGCUUACGGCAAGAACGACCUCCAGAUCACCUUCCAAAUCCAGAGGAGUGGCAACACUGCACAAAUUCUGGCACGAUUCCGCAACAACAGCAAUGUCGAACAUAUGAGCAAUGUCAACCUGCAGGCUGCUGUCCCCAAGAGCCAAAAGUUGCAAUUGCAGGCAAUCAGCAACGGGGAACUUGAUGGCGGCCAAGAAGCAACGCAGCAAAUGAGGAUAGCCGCUGUCACUGGGGCUCUACCCGCCAAACUUCGCCUGAGGUUGAAGGUUGGGUACACCAAGGGCGGUGAUGCCGUCAUGGAGCAGGUGGAUUGGUCCGAGCCUACAUAAGCAGCCCAUAGUAAGAUUGGCGGCGGCGGCACUGCAUUCGGACAUGAAGUACGAGAUUUUCCAUACCUCAGCGUGAAUUGACUUUGCCAUGCAGCAUUAGAAGGGCAUUGGCACGAAAGGGUUUUUACAAUUAUCCGCGAGACAGUUGCAACUAAUGAAGAAUAAGCAUAAACCAUGUUUUCUGGACCACAAGUAUCAUCAGCCUACAUCCAAGUGAGAUUAAUGGGAAGGUCGCAUUUAGCCUGUAUGGAGACGGUUCAGCCGCCGGACAAUCCUAACAGUGC